CCAAGAGUUCCCGUGCGUCAUUCCUGAUUAGACUUGGAGUCUGACGUCGCCAGCGCAGCAUUCAAGAAGAAGAUACCUCACACAAAUGUUAAAGUCCAACAUCUUUUUUUAAUCACAUCCGGAGUGACGGAAGUCUUUUCUUUUUUCCUCUCUCUCUCUCUCUCUUUUUUUUUUUAAUAGACUCGGAUCAACAAGUUGCCGUCAGUGCGUAAUUUCCAUCUGACCAGAGUCCAAGCAUAAUCCGAGAGCGACACACGUGAUCCACAAAAUCUCUUCGGUUGCAAUUCAUCCCCCCCCUCCCCUCCCCAUCUCAUCUGACUAGAAGAAGACGAAGAGGGGAAAAAAAAUAAGCCGUGGACAAUCCUGUGAAAUCAUCUUGUCCGAUUAUUAGUGAAUAGCUGCAAUCGCUGAUCGGCUCCAUGCCUUACCGCGUCUCCAGAUGCCCGCCUGGCCGGAGCUCGGCAACUUUGCGCGCCGAAAGAGGCUCACAGCAAAGACGGAAUCUGAAUGAAUGCGGCUGAAAUUUCCUCGCAUCUCUCAUCUCGCUUCCCAAAGACUGUUGAAUGUGUUUUAUAUCCCGCCGGCUGAACGUAUCUCGCGCUUUUAGCAGCUGUACGGUUCGAUAAACACAAGACUCUGCAGUGCAUCGGUCCAUCACUGGAACAGGGGAGCGGCAGAUGUCGAAGAAACGCAAAAGUCCUGAUGACCAGGGCAUUCAGGAAUCCCCCCCGGUACGGAGCGGCGAGCAGCAAGGCUUGACAGAUGAAAAAGUGAAGGCCUACCUCUCGCUGCACCCGCAGAUGCUGGACGAAUUUGUGUUGGAGAGUGUGAGUGCUGAGACGUUGGACAGAUGGCUGAAGAGGAAGACCAGCAGCAGGCCUGCAGAUGGCACAUCGACUAAAGAAGUCAGCAGGCAGUACCAGGACACAAACAUGCAGGGUGUGGUGUAUGAACUGAACAGCUUCAUGGAGCAGCGGCUGGACACUGGAGGAGACAACAAACUUCUGCUCUAUGAGUUGUCCAACAUAAUCAAAACAGCAACAAAAGCUGAUAGUUUUGCACUUUAUUUCUUGGGAGAAUGCAACAAUAGUUUAUGUUUAUACGCUCCAAGGGGGGCCAAGGAUGGCCGUCCAAGCCUCGUCCCGUCUGGCCCCAUCUCAUACGGGACAACCAUUGCCGCUUACGUUGCCAAGACUCGCAAAACACUGCUAGUGGAGGACAUCAUAGGGGACGAGCGAUUUCCGGACGGCACAGGGCAGGACUCAGGGAUCCAUGUUCACUCUGUCCUGUGUCUCCCCGUCCUCACUGCCAUUGGGGACCUCAUCGCCAUCCUGGAGCUGCAUCGGCACUGGGGCAGGGAGCCUUUCAACCUAAGACACCAAGAGGUUGCAACAGCAAAUUUAGCUUGGGCAUCUGUUGCCAUUCAUCAAGUACAGAUGUGCAGAGGCCUUGCCAAACAGACUGAGCUUAAUGACUUCCUACUAGAUGUGUCAAAAACAUACUUUGAUAACAUUGUGGCAAUAGAUUCUCUACUUGAACAUAUUAUGAUAUAUGCAAAAAACCUGGUGAAUGCAGACAGAUGUGCGCUCUUCCAGGUAGAUCACAGCAACAAAGAACUGUACUCUGACCUGUUCGACAUCGGGGAGGAGAAGGAAGGCAAACCUGUGUUUAGGAAAACAAAAGAAAUAAGGUUUUCCAUAGACAAAGGAAUAGCUGGCCAAGUAGCUCGGACAGGGGAAGUCUUAAAUAUCCCAGAUGCCUAUGCAGACCCACGGUUCAACCGAGAGGUAGACCUCAAAACUGGCUACACCACGCGGAACAUCCUGUGCAUGCCCAUUGUGAGCAGGGGGACUGUUAUCGGUGUGGUGCAGAUGGUGAACAAGCUAAGCGGAAGUGCCUUCACUAAAACCGAUGAGAACAACUUUAAGAUGUUUGCUGUCUUUUGUGCUCUGGCCUUACACUGUGCAAAUAUGUACCACAGGAUCCGGCACUCUGAAUGCAUCUACAGAGUGACGAUGGAAAAGCUGUCCUAUCACAGCAUCUGCACGUCAGAGGAGUGGAAGACCCUCAGCCAACUCAACCUUCCUGAACCCAUUUACAAAGAAAUUGAAACGUUCCAGUUUGACAUCAGUCCCUAUGAGGAGAUUUGGCCGGCCGUCUUCAUCUACAUGGUUCACAGCUCCUGUGGAAAGUCCAGCUUUGAGCUGGAGAAGCUCUGCAGAUUCACCAUGUCAGUACGGAAAAACUACCGCCGUGUGCCCUACCACAACUGGAAGCACGCGGUCACAGUGGCACACUGCAUGUUUGCCAUCCUGCAGAAAACCACCGGGAUCUUCACCGAGCUGGAGAAGAAGGGUUUGUUGGUAGCCUGUCUGUGUCACGAUCUGGACCACCGAGGUUACAGCAACACAUACCUGCAGAAGUUUGACCAUCCACUGGCUGCUCUGUACUCCACCUCCACCAUGGAGCAGCACCACUUCUCCCAGACUGUCUCCAUCCUGCAGCUGGAAGGGCACAAUAUUUUCUCCAACCUGAAUUCCAGCGAGUACGAGCAGGUGCUGGAGAUCAUCCGGAAGGCCAUCAUCGCCACCGACCUCGCCCUCUACUUCAACAACCACCAGCAGCUGACGGAGCUCCUGACCACCGGCGGCUUGGACCUGAACAACCAUUCGCACAGGGACCGUGUGAUUGGUCUGAUGAUGACAGCAUGUGACCUGUGUUCUGUUACCAAGCGGUGGCAAGUCACACGACUCACAGCUAACGACAUCUAUGCUGAGUUCUGGGCUGAGGGGGAUGAAAUGAAGAAGAUCGGAAUUCAGCCGAUCCCUAUGAUGGACAGAGACAAGAAGGAUGAGGUUCCCCAGGGCCAAGUGGGAUUCUACAACAGUGUGGCAAUUCCAUGCUACACAACACUUUCAGAGCUUUUUCCUCCAUCUAGUCCACUCCUAAAUGCCUGCAAGGAGAACCUAAGUCAUUGGGAGCAGAUAGUUCGUGGGGAGGUGGAGGAUGUUGUGCCCAGCCGGCCCAGUGAAUCAGGCCCUGUCAAGGUGGAUAACUGACUACCAAAGGGGUCUCUGACCCAACAAAGAAACACACGAAUUGAAUCCUGCCACGGUCCUGGACAUUUCACGAGGAAGAGUGGGGACGAGGUGGAGGAGGCAGGGAGGAACCACAGCCUGCGUCUGCAGGAGUUUGACGCGCUGCAAGCGGCUUGACUUUUGAAAAGCACACAGUUACCUCAUCGGGUGACGGAGGUGUCCACACUGACGGUUUCACCGAUCCCAGAGACUGGCAAACAUCGGUCAGGGAGGGAUCUCAGUCCAUCACCCUGCGUCUUCUCAGCUUGGGAAAUUCUAUUUGAUAGAACGGCCUUUGAGUCCUUUCCUGUAUUUUAUUUUUGGUUUUUGUUAUUGUUGUAAUUAUUAUUUUUGGGGGCUUUUUCUUGUCAUUUUCCUUAAUUUGAACUGUUCCUGUUAUGGUCUUGUAUUUGAAGAGGCCUUACUCUAGACCUUCAACAGGCUAGGAUAUGUGAAUUUUGCUUUUCAGUUCAGGCUCCUUUGAGAUGGUACUGUUUGCCUUCUGUGUUGAGUUUAUUGCACGCGCACUACUUCAGCAAGUUAUUCCCAGAGACAGAAGGAAUGUGUAGAGCAGAUGUCUGGUGUAGCGACACCUUAUUGAAAAGGCGGACAUUAGAAUGUGUUUGCUAUUACUUUUUUUUCUUUUUUUAGCAAAUAUCCUUUGCAGUACUUGAAUAAACACAGCCUGUUCUACGUGGAGAUUGCAGAAAUCCCCUAGAAACAUGGAUGAACUGUGAUGUUGACGUUGGUGAACAGUCAUGAGAGAGUCACAUUGUUUAAUGUGUGAGGUGGCCCCUGCAGCUCCUCACCCCUCAGCAUUUAGGAAUCAGCUGCACCAACAUCCCUCUGAUCACCAGGAUCCAAACCCUGCUCGUUUAUUUUAAGCCAGGACUGCAUAAUCAGUAAUUUGUACUCCCUUCUCCUUUACCGCAUCAUAAAUUACACUUGUGUUCAAACUAAAAGCAGUGAGUUAAAAAAAAAAAGUGACUGACGCUCUAAAUUUUUCUUGUAGCUUUUUUUCCCCUCCAUACAAGCAAAUUCAUUGGGAACAUGGUGUGUUUAAUUUAGAAUUAAAACAUGCAGAAAAACUUACCAAAUUUAGAGUCAUUCUGUGGAAAAAGACAGAAAGAAGAACCUUUAAAACAAAUUUUUUUCUCUAUUAUUCUUUUCAAGAUUGAACGCUUAAAGGUUUAGGUUUUUUAGAUAUUUAGCUGCGCUUCCAUUGUUUCUGAGAACUCCUUCACAUCUACAUAUGUUGCAUGGAGCCGACCCACUUCUACUACCUGUGAACAAGUACUUCAAUCAGGCCACAUUCCUCAGUUUUGCACAUUUGAUGUCACUCAAUAAGUUUUCCAUGAGAUGAAGUUCCUGGAUUUUGGACUGUUGAUUAGAAAUCCAAAUGCUGCCCAGUUAGAGUUGUUUCUGGAGUUGUUGUCUUAUUAACUUUUUACCUCCUGGAUUUAUUUAAAUCGCAAACUAAUUGUAAAAAAUAUGAAAUUCUGUCAUUUGUGUCAAAGAGAUUCUAAAUCAAAUAGAGAUCGAAUGUCGUCUUUGCAAAAGAUUUAAAUGUUUUUAAUAUGCAGAUUGGUAGCCUGGUAAAAGUUGUCUGGAGGCGUGGAAUCCCUUUUUAAUUUUUACCCAAUUGCUAAUAUUUGCCAGUUCUAUGCUAUGAAGCUUACCAGAAAUUACCUGCAAAUUACCUUUUUACCUGCAAGAGAGAAGAGCCAAUCCAAACAGCUCAUCAGAUUCUAUGCGUUUCUGUUUUCUCUUCUGUUGACUUUUUCAUCAAACUAUGUCAUUCUUAAUUUUUGGAAGUUUUUGAAUGAGUACAGUUUUUUACACUCAUUUUAUUUUGAACAUGCCAUCAAACACAAUGCUUGUCUGUUGACAUUGUUGCUUUCCUACAUCCACUACUGCGAUUUUUGCCAUGUAGAAAUAUAAUUUAUACCAGAAACAAGGAGAGAUCUCAUUAAGGGAUAAUGUACGGCUCUUAUUUUGAACACAACUGUAUUUCACCUCAAAAAGCACAUAAACAAUCUUUCUAUUAUUUUAAAUGGACAUUCAGGAAUAACACCAAACAAUCACAAACAACAUUAAAGGCUUCCUAUGAUUUCAUCAAAGUUAGAUCAUGUCUCUGGGAUUGUAACUCAUGAGUGUUGUUUGAAUUUUUUGCCACUGUGUGACACACAGGCUGUAGAAAGAAAUAACAAAUUUUCCUAAAUCAAACUAGAAGAUACGUUUGGACUCUUAAAUAAGUUUCCAAGAUCUUCCAAGAGACAAACUGUUUUGUCCUCAUUCAUUUUUCCGACUCAAGUGUCUGCUCAACUCUUUCAUGUUGUUUUUUUUUUGUUUGUUUGUUUGUUUGCGUGUUUGUUUUGUUGUUGUUUGACUGGUUCUGCAGCCCCCGUGAGAGUGGUGAAUGUAUCAUUUUGGAGAAUGUCCUCAUUGGUUGCAGAUUCUGGGUGUCGCUGUGCGGGUUCGUAUACACCAUCAGUUUCCUCCACCUGAUCCAUCUUACUGUCUUACUUUUCAGAGUUGCUUCCAGUAAGCUUCAACCAAGAGCAACAAUUAGCAUGCACCUUACCUGAAGUUUUAUAUAUAUAUAUAUAUAAAAUUAUAUAUAUAUAUAAAUAUACUGACUUUUCAUUUGCCGAAAUAGGUGAGUAGUGUGUACAAUCUAGGAAGAGAUGUAAGCUCUGAUGGUGCUAAAUGGAACUGCAGUAGUGCACUUUCUUACUAGGUUUGCAUGAGUGUGUGUGUGUGUGUGUGUGGGGGGGGGGUGUGUGUGUGUGUGUGUGAACACUUUCCUACUUUAAUCACUCUAACUCCACCAGACAACAUUAUAAAGUCACUGCACUGUCCCCUCCUCCUUUUCAGCACCAGUUAUAUCCCAUUGUCUGCACUAUGUUUAGCUUAUGAUCUUUAUCAUCAUCCUUAUUAUUAUUAUUAUUAUUAUUAUAUGACUAUUGUUAUUUUCUUAAUUAGAUUUAAAUUUAAAUUAACUUAUAUUUUUUAUACAAAGAAGAAUAAUGUUUGCCUUUUUUUGUUUUGUACAAAGUAAACAUUAAGAUAAAUUAAACAGUCUAGACAUGUUACUGUUACCCAGAAUAACUGAGGAAUGUCUCAACUGUAAAUGUAAGAGCCGUAGCCCAAAUGACUUUUAUUAAAUACAUCUUUGAAAAGAAACAUCUCUCUGUUGCAGAUCUUUUUCUU
This is a messenger RNA of Poeciliopsis prolifica (blackstripe livebearer), 6290 nucleotides long. It is a transcript of the gene pde10a, whose product is annotated as phosphodiesterase 10A. The record is from RefSeq and is a predicted model, not a curated record. NCBI's taxonomy places the organism in Eukaryota, Metazoa, Chordata, Actinopteri, Cyprinodontiformes, Poeciliidae. The transcript is spliced from 22 exons. The coding region runs from base 678 to 3059 and encodes 793 amino acids. Gene Ontology annotation, molecular function: 3',5'-cGMP-stimulated cyclic-nucleotide phosphodiesterase activity; protein binding. Gene Ontology annotation, biological process: signal transduction; negative regulation of receptor guanylyl cyclase signaling pathway.